CCGUCUCGGGCCUCCGGAACCACAGUCCCCAGCAGGCCUCGCGCGGCGCGCUGCCUCCUGGGAUUUGUAGUUCCACCGCGGCUCGGCGGGUGCCCGACCCGGCCCCGGCGGGCGCUGUUUGGCGACUCUGCAGCGCCCCAGCGGGGCCGAGGGACCGACCUCCUAGGCGUCUGGAGAAACUAGGGGUUUUUUCCGGUAAAGUGGAGGAACCUCUAGCUUUCCUCUCCCCGGGCCAGAAAGCAGCCAGAACGAAAGAGCGCCCGCCCAGUCUCCAGGCAACACUAGCUCCUCUGGAGCACGGAGCCCCCUCCCCAAGGACAUGAAGCUGUUGGAGAAUUCGAGCUUUGAAGCCAUCAACUCACAGCUGACUGUGGAGACCGGAGAUGCCCACAUCAUCGGCAGGAUUGAGAGCUACUCGUGUAAGAUGGCAGGAGAUGACAAACACAUGUUCAAGCAGUUCUGCCAGGAGGGCCAGCCCCACGUGCUGGAGGCACUCUCCCCGCCCCAGACUUCAGGCCUCAGCCCUAGUAGACUCAGCAAAAGCCAAGGCGGCGAGGACGAGGGCCCCCUCAGUGACAAGUGCAGCCGCAAGACCCUCUUCUACCUGAUUGCCACGCUCAACGAGUCCUUCAGGCCUGACUAUGACUUCAGCACCGCCCGCAGCCAUGAGUUCAGCCGGGAGCCCAGCCUUAGCUGGGUGGUGAAUGCAGUCAACUGCAGUCUGUUCUCAGCUGUGCGGGAGGACUUCAAGGCCCUGAAACCACAGCUGUGGAACGCGGUGGACGAGGAGAUCUGCCUGGCUGAAUGUGACAUCUACAGGUGGGCUGGCAUCCCUGCAGGUGGGCCCCCAUCCCUGCAGGUGGGCCCCAGGUAUGUGUGGCACGUGGUGCCUCACGCCACCUGUCACCCUGUACUCCCCAGCUAUAACCCAGACUUGGACUCAGACCCCUUUGGGGAGGAUGGUAGCCUCUGGUCCUUCAACUACUUCUUCUACAAUAAGCGGCUCAAGCGAAUUGUCUUCUUCAGCUGCCGUUCCAUCAGUGGCUCCACCUACACACCCUCAGAGGCAGGCAAUGAGCUGGACAUGGAGCUGGGGGAGGAGGAGUUGGAGGAAGAAAGCAGAAGCGGAGGCAGUGGGGGUGGGGCCGAGGAGACCAACACCAUGGAGGAGGACAGGGUCCCAGUGAUCUGUAUUUGAUGAGGAGGAGCGGAGGCCCCAGCUUCAUCCAGCUUCAACCAAUGCCUGGACCUGCCCACCUGAGAGGCCCCUGGGGCCUCCCCAGCUGCUGGCCAGACCCUGGCACUGCCACAGUCCUGGCACUACCCAAGGCCAUACCUGCCUAGCCCUUUGGCUCCAUCCUGUGGAUGCCCACUCACCCCUCAGACUCCUGCUGCCCGUACUGUGGCCGGACUCGGCAGCAGGGAGCCUGGUGGGAAGAGUGACUGCCCUGCCCAAAUGAACUGCCACAGCAGGGAGAGCUGGACCACAGAGUUUAUUUUUGUAUUUCUACUGGGCCUGCACACUCCAGCCCAAAGGGUCUGUGGCCGGAGGCCCCGCAAACAGGCCCCAGCGGUCACCAGCUCUGGUCUUGGGCCGGCCCCUGGUGCCCACCUGUACCCCCACCUCGCCCAUUUGGCCGCGUGCACUGAGUGUCACUUUGCUGCAGCUCAUUUCUUUCCAAUAAAAGUUUCUGUGACUUAG
Molecule: messenger RNA, 1702 nt
Organism: Piliocolobus tephrosceles (Ugandan red Colobus)
Lineage: Eukaryota; Metazoa; Chordata; Mammalia; Primates; Cercopithecidae
Gene: MAF1
Product: MAF1 negative regulator of RNA polymerase III
Exons: 7
Coding region: 320-1198 (292 amino acids)
Biological process (GO): negative regulation of transcription by RNA polymerase III
Cellular component (GO): nucleus
Molecular function (GO): RNA polymerase III core binding
Source: RefSeq, a predicted model, not a curated record